AACUCAUCCAUAUCAAAAAUGAGUUCACAUAACUUUCAAACUUUAUUUUUCUUUUGUCUUUUUAGUUUCAUUGUUUCUUUUUCUCAUGCGUUCAACAAUGGUUUUAGUGUUGAACUCAUCCACCGUGAUUCUGAAAAAUCACCAUUCUUUCAACCUAACCAAAACAAAUACCAAAGUAUUAUCGAUGCCGCUCGUCGUUCAAUUAAUCGUGUCAAUCAUAUCUCUAAAAAUGCAGCAAAAGAUACACCACAAUCAACCAUACUCCCCGAUGGCGGUGGAUAUCUCAUGACCUAUUCGGUUGGUACUCCACCAUUUAAGCUAGUCGGUAUAGCUGAUACCGGUAGUGACAUUGCUUGGCUUCAAUGUGAGCCUUGUGAAACAUGUUUCAACCAAACCACUCCCAAGUUUAACCCAGCAAAAUCGUCUACUUACAAAAACAUUCCUUGUUCAUCCGAGGUAUGUGAAUCAGUGAGAGCUUCGAAAUGCGACGGACAAAACAAUUGUGAAUAUACUAUUUCAUAUGGUGAUGGAUCACAUUCAGAAGGCGAUCUUAGUGUUGAUACUCUUACACUAGAAUCCACCACUGGCGCUUCCGUUUCAUUUCCUAAAACCGUGAUAGGAUGUGGAACGGACAACACUGUUUCAUUUAAGGGCCGAAGCUCCGGUAUAGUUGGCCUCGGCGGUGGACCAGUGUCUUUCAUAACACAACUAGGAUCCUCAAUUGGUGGAAAAUUCUCUUAUUGUUUACCACCAUCAUCGCUCACAUCAGGUUUUUCAAAUGCUACGAGCAAACUCAAUUUUGGAGAUGCUGCAAUUGUUUCUGGUACUGGUGUUGUUUCAACUCCUAUUAUUACCAAGAACUCCGAUAUCUUCUACUAUCUGACAUUAGAAUCAUUUUCCAUCGGAUCCAAAAGAGUUGAAUUCGCAUCAUCAUCAUCAACUAAUGCUGCUGGUGAGGGUGGUGAGGGUAACAUCAUCAUUGAUUCUGGUACAACAUUGACGCUUCUACCGACCGACAUCUAUUCUGAGGUGGAGUCAGAAAUCGCAAAAGUGGUGAAACUCGAGCGUGUUGACGAUCCUGAUAAUGUAUUUAGCCUUUGCUAUACUCUCACAUCGGAAGAACCUGAUUUUCCUGUAAUCACCGCGCACUUCGAAGGUGCAGAUGUUGUGUUGCAACCUAUUAGUACUUUUGUUCAAAUUUCUGAUGGAAUUGCUUGCCUUGCGUUUCAAGCCUCUCAAGAUCUUUCAAUCUUUGGAAAUUUGGCGCAACAAAAUUUCUUGGUUGGGUACGAUCUUGAAGCAAAGAAGGUGUCGUUUAAGCCUACUGAUUGUUCUAAAGAGUAGACGAUUCUCGUAGACAUUGUUUUCAUUCUUCUUUGAGUUUCAGUUUGUGUGUGUAAUAAAGGUUAAUUCAAGUUUGUAUUCGGUCAUUAUUUUUAGCAUAUUAUUUCUGCGUGUCCAACAAUUAUCAUAAACGAUAAAAAAAAAUGUCUAAUGAAUGUUAUUUUAUUAAUAAAAAGACUUAUAAUUUAGAUA
Molecule: messenger RNA, 1536 nt
Organism: Lathyrus oleraceus (garden pea)
Lineage: Eukaryota; Viridiplantae; Streptophyta; Magnoliopsida; Fabales; Fabaceae
Product: aspartic proteinase CDR1-like
Exons: 1
Coding region: 19-1344 (441 amino acids)
Biological process (GO): proteolysis
Cellular component (GO): extracellular region
Molecular function (GO): aspartic-type endopeptidase activity
Source: RefSeq, a predicted model, not a curated record